Messenger RNA from Caenorhabditis briggsae, 786 nucleotides. The record is from RefSeq and is a predicted model, not a curated record. The transcript is spliced from 6 exons. The coding region runs from base 1 to 786 and encodes 261 amino acids. Lineage: Eukaryota; Metazoa; Nematoda; Chromadorea; Rhabditida; Rhabditidae.
AUGGCUAUGAUAAUACGCUUAAGCUUUUCUUUUGUAGAACCGGUUUCUGAGUUAGCAGUUUGUUUGAGUCCAAUGUAUGGUAAGCAAACGAGUUGGUUGCCAAUUGUGGAUUUCGUUGAGCAUCAUAAACUGGAAGGAGUAACCCAGUUUUAUUUUUAUGUUGGUGAAAUUAGUGUUCACGAUGAAAAGAUACUGAAUGAUUAUGUUCGAACGGGAGAAAUGGAAGUGAUAAAAAUGCAAGAUAAGUACAAAAGGGCAGUUUUUGGAAAUUCAGACCCAGGAAUUGGAGAAAUUCUGAUCCAAGUAAUGAGUAUUGUGAAAGAUAAGGACUACCCAGCAAAAUAUAAAAACUCAAAAGAACUAGAAAAUGAAUUAAUAUUCAAGAAAUACAACCAGAGUCUCACUCCAAUUUGGAAAGGGAAAAAAGCCAUCGUGCGAUCGGAUAAGAUAGGAAUAAUGUCGGUGCAUUAUGCAAUAGCCAAGUAUCCUGGAAUCAAAACCUUGUUUGCCAAUUCUACGUUAGCUGUUCUGAGACAUCUACGCAGCACCAAACAUCGAAUCAACGGAUCGGCUUGGCACCUGACUCCAAAUGAGAAUGGAACUCUUCCCAUAUUCCGAGAAGUUCCACUUCCUCCAACGUUUUCGGAAACAUUGCGAGAAGCCAUUAUCAAGCGCGUUCAAUUUGUGUAUAAAACGAUUCCAGUUAAUCGUUCAACUAUUCCCUCCCACUUGGCAAAUAUGAUUAAUCACCCUGACCCAUGUUCUAAACCAUGGCCGGAUUUUUAA